Messenger RNA from Scatophagus argus, 2301 nucleotides. RefSeq lists its product as uncharacterized. NCBI's taxonomy places the organism in Eukaryota, Metazoa, Chordata, Actinopteri, Scatophagidae. The coding region runs from base 311 to 1783 and encodes 490 amino acids. The record is from RefSeq and is a predicted model, not a curated record. The transcript is spliced from 5 exons.
CUCCAUCUCCCGCCUCCUCCCCCCUCCUCUUCCUCAGUGGACGAACACGCUACCUACGGUCCACGCCUCCCUGUCUCGUCUCCUGCUGUACCUCCUCAUCAGGAACUCUCUGCAGCCUCUCGGCGCUUAUUGAGCGGUGAUUGAAAUCAGGCCUAUUGUGCGGCCAAUGAGAGGAGGCUUCUGAAGUGAAUCGCCGCUCACACUUCGGUCAACCUUUUUUUUGUUAUUAUUAUUAUUUGGACCCUCCGCCGAGCUCCUUGAAUCUCACCUCUCUGCCUGGCCAGAACAUUGUGUCCUUUUUGUGGGGAAAAUGACUGCCAAGCACCGGAAAGGGAAAAGCAACCACAAGCAUGAAGAUAACUUUUUCAAAAAUGAAGUUCUGGAGUCUGAAGUUCGCGCUGGAACGAAUAAUUACACUCUCCUCUUGGUUUUAUUUGUCUUGGUUGUAAUAGGCGGUGCCACUGGCGCGUGGUUCUGUUUCCAGCAGCACCAAACCAUAACCUACUUAACAGACAAUCUCAUGGGCAUGCAGGUGAAAAUUGUGAAACUGCAGUCCUCCCACGAAGAAAUGCGACAGUCAAGUAGUAAGCACAGUUCAGAGAGUAUGGAGACCCGUCUGAGUGCCUUGGAGGAGUCCUACGCCCUGGCUCAGAAACAGGUGGGCAUCGCCUUGGCUACAGCAGAGCAGCUCAGGACCUCUGACCUCCCCGCUCAGGUGCUGUCGCUCCACACGGAGAUGAAAGCCCGCCUGGCAGAGAUGCAGCAGGCCACCGUGUCCCUGGAACAACUGAGCCACCUGCAGACCAUGCUGAAGGGGAAGAGCGAGGAGUUUGAGGGUGUGAAGAUUCAGGUGGAAGGCCUGGCCACACUGAGCGCUGAGCUGUCCCACAAAGUUGAGGGUUUGACAGAGAGUUUGGGAGAAGCUGAGUCAAAGCUGGAGGAGCGAGUUGGACAGGUUGCCACGCUGAGCGCCACCCUGGAGGCACAGGUGGCUGAGGUGCUCCGGAUGAAGGAGCAGCUGGACACCUAUCAGGUUCAGCUUGAGGCCAGCACAUUGGAGAUUGCUACUGUCAGAGAGUUGGCUGAGAGUGAACAGUCGAAGCGGCUCCAGCAGGCCAGCGUGGAGGAGGAGCUCAGCGUUCUACGUCAGAGUCUGCAGGAUCAGACCUCAGCAGCCCGCAGUCUGACCUCUGGACUGCAGGCUCAGCUGGAGGACAUACAAAAGCAGGUUACCCAGCUGGUGGGAGAAUCUCAACCAGCAGCUGAGCCCGAGGAACAGAAAGAGGAAGAGACAGCUUCAGCAACUGAAGGAGAAGAAGAGGCACUUCCUGCAGAUGUAGAAACGGAGGCAUCCAACCUAGUAGAAGAUACAGAGGAAGAUGGAGGAGAAACGAGUGAAGGACAGGCAGCUGCACAGGAUGAAGCUCCUGUUGUGGAGGAGGGCUCUGUGGCAGAUGAACCUGCUCCUGCAGAGGAGGUCGAGACGGUAGAGGAGGAUCAGACAGAGCAAGACCAGUUGGUUGCCUUAUCAGAAAACGAGGAAGAGGAUACGACAGAGACUGCAGAAGGGGUACAAAGCGUGGAAGAGGAAGUGUCUGAAGAGGAGGCACCUGAUGGAGAGGACGUUCGGGAGCCAGAGUCAACACUGGAGGACGAGAAACUCAAGGCAGAGGAGGAACUGUCAGAAGGGGAUGAAGAACAGCAGGAUGUCACAGCUGAAGAGGAGGCGGAUAAUGAAGGAGAGGAGCCAUUAGAAAAUGAUGCUUUAACAGGAGAUGAAUAGCGCUUGGAUUUUAUUCCCCACAUCUGCCAAGGAGAAUGAGAGCUUUCUCAGUCUGAAGUCACAGUCUGCAAUAUGACAAAUACUGUAGGAAGGCAUUAUUGAUUGCUGUUGUUUAGGUGCAGUACUCAUUAUGUGGCUGCUCUUUUGAAAGGCAGACCUAGUCAGAAGAAGUCAGUCACUAUGCUGGAGUUAGGCUGAAUUCUGUACCUCAAAAUAUCAGACUGCUGUUUAAGUUAGGAAAUUAGUUAUUCAGGGUUAAACCUGCCAAGAAAAACCUCAAAAGCCUUAAUCCCCCCCAAAAAAGAGCGACUGUUUUUACAGAGCAUUUUCCACUCUUCAUAAACUCACACUUUCUUCUUCUUUCUUUUUCUUUUUUAUAAAGCUCUCUGUGCUAAACAGGAAAAGUCAAAGACAGUGACAUGAGAAGAAGCCAGUGCUGUUUUAUCAGUGCACUUAAAGCCAUAAGUAAUGUCUGUUUUGGUGACAUUAAAAUGUUUCUUUUCUGUCUCUGCCUGAAA